AUGGCGGCCUCCGAGCAGGAAUAUGAUUAUGAGGCUCUGCCAUCUAACUAUGGCCUCGGUCACAAUAUGCUUGCCGGUGCUUUUGCAGGGAUAGCGGAGCAUUCGGUGAUGUACCCAGUUGACUUGCUCAAGACUCGCAUGCAAAUCUUGCAUCCCUCCACGGGCGGCCUCUACACCGGGUUGACCAAUGCGGUUUCGACGAUUUAUCGGAUUGAGGGCUGGCGGACACUAUGGAAGGGUGUGUCGAGUGUGAUUGUUGGCGCUGGUCCUGCACACGCGGUCUACUUUGGCACAUACGAGAUUGUGAAAGAAAUGGCAGGUGGAAAUGUGGAUGACGGGCACCAUCCUUUGGCAGCUGCUCUGAGCGGAGCUUCUGCGACAAUCGCUAGUGAUGCGCUGAUGAACCCCUUCGAUGUCAUCAAACAACGAAUGCAAGUCCACGGAUCCGUUCACAAGAGUCUGAUGCAAUGCGCCAAAACCGUUUACCGCACCGAGGGUCUCCAAGCCUUCUAUAUCUCCUACCCUACUACCCUCUGCAUGACCGUGCCUUUCACCGCCACCCAAUUCGUCGCAUACGAGUCCAUCUCCAAGGUCAUGAACCCCAAGGGCGAGUAUGAUCCUUUCACCCACUGCAUGGCCGGUGGUCUCGCUGGUGCCUUUGCCGCCGGUAUCACCACUCCCUUGGACGUAGUGAAGACCCUCCUCCAGACCCGUGGUCUUGCCGAGAGUGAGGAAAUUCGCUCCGUUCGGGGUCUCUUCAAUGCGGCGGCUAUCAUCAAGCGCCAGUUUGGCUGGGCGGGUUUCCUGCGUGGCAUGCGGCCGCGUAUUAUCUCGACCAUGCCCAGCACAGCUAUUUGCUGGACGUCUUAUGAGAUGGCCAAGGCUUACUUCAAGGGCCUCUCCGAAUAA
Messenger RNA from Penicillium subrubescens, 909 nucleotides. RefSeq names its product putative mitochondrial carrier protein (gene mrsA). The transcript is spliced from 8 exons. Gene Ontology annotation, biological process: iron import into the mitochondrion. Gene Ontology annotation, molecular function: ferrous iron transmembrane transporter activity. The record is from RefSeq and is a predicted model, not a curated record. Gene Ontology annotation, cellular component: mitochondrial membrane. Bases 1 to 909 code for a protein of 302 amino acids. NCBI's taxonomy places the organism in Eukaryota, Fungi, Ascomycota, Eurotiomycetes, Eurotiales, Aspergillaceae.